Hordeum vulgare subsp. vulgare (domesticated barley) is the source of this 2193-nucleotide messenger RNA. RefSeq lists its product as uncharacterized. Lineage: Eukaryota; Viridiplantae; Streptophyta; Magnoliopsida; Poales; Poaceae. The coding region runs from base 114 to 1904 and encodes 596 amino acids. The record is from RefSeq and is a predicted model, not a curated record. The transcript has 8 exons.
GCGCCCAUUCAACUUCUUUUCUCGCAACAGUCUCCUUCCUCCGUUUGGCUUUUCCACUUCCCUUCCUUAAUUCCCACCAGAGUUCGAGGGUUUAGGGGAAGGGCUCGGGCGAGAUGCUGCAGUCCAGAUCGCGGGGAGGUGACCCGGCGCCGGCGACCGUGGAGCGGACCUCUCGGUGUUGCUCCGGCGGCCCUGUCUCCAUCCCCGCCGCCCCUUCGCCCCGCGGGGGCGGCCCGAGGGCGGCACUGGCGGUCGGCGCGGUACGCGAUGCUCCCGAUGGGGUCGACAUCCAGAUCCACGACGAAUGGCGCAGGCUGCACAAGCUUGCGAGCCGGCCCACGGCAGCAGAUGGGUUCGACGAGGCGAGCGUAGCGCCCGACGGGUACGAGUACGGCCGGCUUCCUUCGCUGCCGCGCCACCCGUCGCUGAUGCGGGACCAGAUGGGAUCCGGGCAGUCGCCUGCGUUCGGCCUCACAGAGGUGAACGGGCUGGUGGCUGGAGGGGCUUGCGGCGGCAGCACUGGCAGGGACGCGUACCACCACGGCAAGACACCCGGCGGCCUUCUCCUUCUGCUCGCGGCUAUUAGAGAGCUUCCCGCAAAGCCAUAUGUACUCUCUGUUUUUGGGGAGACAAAAAAGGUGGCUGCCUCAUUGAAGCGUUGGCUGCACACCAAAUUUACGCCUGCAACAGCAACCUACCGAGAUAUAACAAAGCAGGCAUUUGUAGGAAGAUCGUGGAGUCGGUUACCACUGUCCAUCGUGAGGGCUUGUUUCUUGAGUGUGGUCUUACUUCUCAUAUGUGCUGGAGGUUUUUGCACACCGAUUUUGAAGAAUGAGUUUACUAUGGAUUUCUGUCCUCUAAAUACUUCUGACACUUGUCCAGUACCACUAUCCCAUCCGUUUAAAAGGCCUAUCCCUAUUCACAGUACAUGGUUAACUGAACACAUACUUGAGGCUCGAUCAGAACCCAUAACGCUUCAGGAUCAGAAACCUACAUGUAAUAAUUCACAAAGCUCCGAUUUCCGGAUUGUCUCUAAGGGGGCGCCUAUAAUUUCAUUUGUUGCAAACUUGGGACCCUUAAUUAAUGUGUAUGGAAUUGGACAAGUCAAUGAAAGAGGAAAGCAUCUUCUUGCUACUUCUUGUAUAUUCAUAUCUAUAUCAAAUUUCUUCUGGAAGCGGUAUCAACAGACGGAUGACUGUCCAAAUGGAUUCAUAAUAACCAUCUUAUUGCUGGCUGGUGUUGUGUAUUUGGUCUAUGCCUGUGUCUUUUGUCUCAACUCAGAAUCAGAUGUGAUCAUAGGAUUGUCAUUAUACUUAGUUAUUCUGGGUAUCUCUGUUAGUACAACAGUUGAUUGGAAAAGGUUAACAGCAAGUAUACUUGGCCUGAUUUGCAUGGGAAUUGGUCAUGUUGUUCGAGUUGCUACCAUUCGAAGAUAUCACCUUGGUAAUGUGAUAUUCGCCGGUUUUGGCUUGUGUGGUGGCCUCCCAGUAGUUUAUAGAAGGAACUGGCAGACUCAACCACUUUUUAUGGUCAGCACUUUGAUAUCAUCUGGAAGCAGGAUUAUUGAUUUCGGCAUGCAACUUUAUUAUUAUCGUAGAGCACCUAACGGUGAAGUUGGUGAUGCUGGAGGAGGUGCUCUAGAUAAUGGAGGAGGUGCUCUAGAUAAUGGAGGAGGUGCUCUAGAUGAUGGAGGAGGUGCUCUAGAUGGUGGAGGUGCUCUAGAUAAUGGAGGAGUUGCUCUUGAAAAUGGAGGAGGUGCUCUAGAUGGUGGAGGAGGUGCUCUAAAUGGUGGAGGAGGUGCUCUAGAUGAUGGAGGUGCUAUUGCGGAAGGUGGUGCUAUUGCGGAAGGAGCUGCUAUUCAGAAUGACCUUGCACCUGCUAUUGAUCAAGAAGAUGGUAAUUGAGGAGUUCGAGAAGUGGUGGCUGAGGCUCAAUUUGCUAUUACUCAGAAUGCCCCUGCACCUGCUGGUGCUCCAGAUGUUGAAGUUGCUACUGCUGCUGAUGGUGCUCUAGAUGUUGAUAUUGAUCAAGAAGAUGGUAAUGGAGGAGCUCUAAAAGUGGCGGCUGAUGCUCAAGUUGCUAUUAUUCAGAAUGCCCCUGCCCCAGCUGGUGCUCCAGAUGUUAAAGUUGCUACUGCUGCUGAUGCAGAGUAGCUAUCUACUGCACGUUAUUCCUUUUUGUUCUGCGUUUGAG